AUGGUUUCUACAUCCGAGCAGCAGGCCCCAGCCACGAAGUAUGCUGCCGAUCAGCAACGGCGGCAGAACCGAGGUGGCGGAGGCAAUAUCAACAAUGGAGGUGCCUCCAAUAGGCGUCCCCGCAUGUAUGACGGUCCGCCCUGCGAGUAUUGUGGGCGGUAUGGCCAUGAUGAGCCAAACUGCAGGGUGCUCCACCCACAAUUGGCGCCACCCGGCUGGGAGCCGCCUCUUAAAGCGCUCCAGGUGCUGUUCCAAGCUAACAAAGAGCAGGCACAGCAGAAUCGCGAGCGUGGCGCUGCACCACGCCAGCACCGAGCAGUGGCUGUCGGUGCUGUGCACCAUGAUGAGGAGGACACCGAGGAUGAUGAGGAGGUGUACGUGCCGCACCGGCGCAACGCCAACGCGUCCUUCAACCGCAGCACCCAGCCUCCGGGCAUAGCCUCUGAGACAAUCAAUGAGGUGGCGGCAUCCGUGCACGCCACUCUCACGCAUCAAGCUACUCCGGUGUCCUUCCAACCCAUGGAGAUCAGCAACAAUGUCUACCCACCACCCAAGGUGUCUUCAAAGCCGCGCCCUGCUGCUGCAACACUUCAAGGGUCAACAGCAACAGCAGCACACCAACCCA
Messenger RNA from Volvox carteri f. nagariensis, 625 nucleotides. RefSeq lists its product as uncharacterized. The transcript has a single exon. The annotation marks the transcript as partial. NCBI's taxonomy places the organism in Eukaryota, Viridiplantae, Chlorophyta, Chlorophyceae, Chlamydomonadales, Volvocaceae. The record is from RefSeq and is a predicted model, not a curated record.